Pseudopodoces humilis (Tibetan ground-tit) is the source of this 4969-nucleotide messenger RNA. RefSeq names its product R3H domain containing 1 (gene R3HDM1). Gene Ontology annotation, molecular function: nucleic acid binding. Lineage: Eukaryota; Metazoa; Chordata; Aves; Passeriformes; Paridae. The record is from RefSeq and is a predicted model, not a curated record.
GCUCGGCGCUGGGUUCGGCGCCCCUCGUGUGUGAGGAGCCGCGACCCGCCGGUCGCGGUGUCCCGGGAAGGAGCCCGGGUAGGAAUCCGGGAAGGAGUGCUCCGCCCCGGCAUUCAAAAGGGAUGUUCUUGCUGAUUCAAGACCAAAUAGUUCUGUCCAGGACUCUACACUGGGGAUAAGGACAUGGGACUCCUGCCAGAUUCCAGAUGGUUCAUCACAACUGACAUCUUGGCUGACAACUGUGAAAAAGAUCUUCGGAUUAUUCUAUUUUAUUUUUGUGGGAGACCGCAGUCCCCAAACUCUAGGACGUAUCAGGUUCCAUAUUUCUUGUAGAAUUUUAAAGUAACCUUUUCUAAUGAGGAUGUCUGAUAUUCUUACUGUAAAAGAUGAAACUGAUGCAAUGAAGGGUUCAGAAGCUGAAUUUAAAGAUACAGACCCAGUUGAAAACCUAAAAAAAUCAGGAAGUCAGGAACAGAUUCAAGUGGAAAAGGAUGAAAAUUGUCCUGAUAACAAAAACAAUAUGCCGCGGCCAGCGCAGUCCUUUGGACAGACGGCCAAAAGGUCCAAGUCAAACACAAAGUUAAAGUUAGUUCGGAGCCUUGCUGUAUGUGAAGAAUAUCCACCACCUCCCACAGCUGAAAUAUCACAGGACCUCCAGGAGAAAAUUCAGAUCCAGUUGUCACAGUCUUUUGAAAAAGAAGAAAAACCUGCAAAAGAUGAAUCAGAAAAGGAAAAAUCCAGUGAUAAACUGUUCAGAAAAAUGUUAUCAAGAGAUUCCAGCCAGGAGUAUACAGAUUCCACUGGUAUAGAUCUUCAUGAAUUUUUAGUAAAUACAUUAAAAAACAAUCCCAGGGACAGAAUGAUGCUGCUGAAAUUAGAACAGGAAAUUUUAGAUUUCAUUGGUAAUAAUGAAGUACCAAGAAAAAAGUUUCCCCCAAUGACAUCUUACCAUAGAAUGCUGUUGCACAGGGUAGCUGCUUACUUUGGAUUAGAGCACAACGUGGACCAGAGUGGGAAGUCAGUCAUAGUAAAUAAAACUAGCAAUACAAGAAUACCUGACCAAAAGUUUUGUGAGCAUAUAAAGGAUGAGAAGAGCGAUGACUUCCAGAAGCGGUACAUCCUUAAGAGAGAUAACUCUAGUUUAGACAAAGAUGACAACCAGAUGAGAAUACGAUUAAAAGAUGACAGAAGAAGUAAAUCCAUAGAAGAACGUGAAGAAGAAUAUCAGAGAGCUAGAGAAAGGAUAUUUGCACAAGAUUCCCUGUGUUCCCAAGAGAAUUAUUUCACUGAUAAAAGAAUCCAGGAGGAAGAAACUAAUAGUACACAACAAAGACGACAGAUACUUAGAAUCAAUAAGGAGGCAUCGGUGAGAUCAGCCAACAGCCACCAGAGCAGCACGGAGACCGAGCUGCGGUACUGUGAGCCGCGGCCCUGGAGCAGCACCGACUCCGACAGCUCCCUGCGCAACCUGAAGCCCGCGGUCACCAAGGCCAGCAGCUUCAGCGGCAUCUCGGUGCUGACCCGUGGGGACAGCUCUGGCAGCAGCAAGAGCACGGGCAGGCUGUCCAAGACAGGUUCAGAGUCUUCUAGUAGUGUAGGGUCCUCCACGGGUUCUCUCUCUCACAGCCAGCAGCCUCUUCCAGUGCCAGCUCUAAGCCAGCCCUCUCCUGGCACGCCUGCCGUGUAUCCAACUGUCAGCUCUAGUAACUCUCUUUCCUUUGAUGGUGGCAUGAGCGGGCAAGUGGCACCUGCUGCUAGCAGUAGCUUCUUUCUGCUUCCCUUGGAAGCAGCGGGCAUCCCGCCUGGCAGUGUGCUGGUCAACCCUCAAACAGGUCAGCCGUUCCUCAAUCCCGAUGGCACUGCAGUUGUGUACAACCCUCCCCUGCCUCAGCAGCCUGUUAGGACCCAAGUGCCUGGAGCUGCACCUCAGCCAGCCCUGCCCAGCCCUGGCCAGCACCAGCCCGGAGCUAACCCCAUCCUCUCACAGCCUCUGCGGGCUCUGCAGCCUUCCUCCCAGCCUGUCCAGUACUCUGCAGUGUCGUACCCACCCCCGCUCCUGCCAGCCUCCUCUGCACAGCAAUACUCUGUGCAAGACAACCUGGGAUCGCAGUUCAGCCACCUGAGCCUGGCGCGGCAGCCCCCGGCCGAAGGCGCCGAGCCGGGCCCGGCGCUGUUCCAGCCCGGCGUGGUGCUGCAGCCCCCGCAGCAGCCCGGCUACAUCCUCACCGCCGCACCCGCCGCCGCGCCCGCGGCACAGCCCGCGCCGGCCUACUCGGGCCCCGGGCACGCCGUGGGCCAGCCCGUGCUCCCGCAGCAGGGAUAUGUGCAGCAGCCCGUGCCACAGAUGCCACCCUGUUAUUGUACCCCCAACCAGUACCCACACUCCAGCCAGCAGUACCGCCCUGUUUCUGUCCAUUACAGCACGCAGCAGAACCAGGCCCUACCCCAGCCUGGCCAGCAGACAGGUUACCAGAUUUUGCCCAACCAGCAGCAAAACUACCAGGGUUUAGUUGGAGUUCAGCAGUCUCAGAAUCAAAAUCUAGUCAGUGGCCAACACAACAACAUUGGGAAUCAAAUUCAAGGUGUGAUUGUUCCAUAUCCCUCAGUGCCAUCUUAUCAGGUUUCGGUGCCUCAAGGUUCCCAAGCAGUGCCCCAGCAGACAUAUCAGCAGCCUGUUAUAAUUCCCAGUCAGUCCAGCCAAGGGCUGCCCACCACAGGAAUGCCAGUGUACUACAGUGUCAUUCCAUCCGGUCAACAGAAUAAUCUAAGUUCAUCUGUAGGAUAUUUGCAGCCUCCUGGAUCAGACCAGAUGCAGUUUCCUAGAACAUCAUCACCAUGCAACUCACAGCAGCUUCAAGGACAGCAGUGUGCAGUUUAUAGCAACCAUUCAAGUCAGAAGCCAUCACCUCCUACAUUAUUGCCACCUUCAUCCAAGUCAAAGCCACAGCAGGCUGCUUCCAUUGUGCACUACAGCAUAGUGUCUCCACCCUCAUCAUGUAAAAGCUCACCCACUGGUCUUUCCAUCAUGCAGCCAAAAAAAGCCGUGGCGCCGCCGCCCUCCGGGGGGGUGCUGAUGAUGCAGCUCAACGUGCCCGGCAGCGCCGCGCCGCGGAACCCGUCACCGCCACAGAGGAAACCCGGCAAGUACUACUGUGAUCACCCCCGCGGGCACAAGGCCACGGAACUCAGCACUUUAGACGGUGCUGCACAGCUGCAGCAUAGUCCUCAACUGGGCAGCCCUGUCACCUCACCGGCCCAAUCACCAGCACCAGCCCAGCUGUCAAACAUGAAGAACAUCCGUCCCACACUGACACCUCUGUCUAUUGUGUCCCAGUUUUCUAGACCUUUUGUCCCUGGACAAGGAGAUGCCAGAUACCCAUUGCUUGGCCAACCCCUGCAAUACAAUCCAUCUUUAUUACGUGGACAAGUAUCAAGCCAACAGUGUCAGCCUGGAAACAGACACGGAAACAGGGGAAAGAAACCAGCAAAGAAGGCUGCUUCAGCAGAUCUUGGUGCAGGAGAACCAGUUGUGGGGAAAGUUCUAGAAAUUACUGAGCUGCCAGAAGGCAUAACUCGUAUGGAAGCAGAGAAACUCUUUGGAGAACUGUUGAAAGUGGGUGCCAAGAUCCGGUGGCUGCGGGAUUCCCAGUGCCUGCAGACACAGCAGCAGCGGCGGUUCUGCGGGGACGGCGGCACGGAGCCCUCCCGCGCCGGGGACCUGGCGUCCACCUACACGGUUCUGGCCACCUUCCCCAGCAUGGCGGCCGCGCAGAGCGCACUCAAGAGACAGAGCAGUACCUCAGUGAGCAAGUUCCGCCUGAGAACCAGCAAGAAGCACUACGACUUCCACGUCCUGGAGAGGGCCAGCUCGCAGUAGCAGUUACACCGCUGGACACUCGGCCUUUGCUACUUCCAUGUCCUCCCUCCUCGAUUGGUUUGAUGUCAUGGGGUUUCUGUUCUCUUCAUAGAGACUCCUGGGAUGUUUUGUCACAUGACAUUUGCCAUUGAAGAAUAAAUAACCCAGUGAAUCCAGCAAGAUGAAAAAAAUUUACAGAGUUAAUCCCAGACAAUAGCAAGGAAUCAUCUUUGCGACAGGCAGCUUUCUGUAAGGAAUGCUGCUGAAAUGCCCCCUACUUUUAUAGUAGUUUUGUUUUAUAUUUUUGAAAUCUUGUAUCAGAUCCAAAGUUCUAUUGUACAGCAGAUGUUCAUAAAAAUCCAUAUGCAGAUUUGUAUUUUAUAAUCCCUUUUCACAGCCAGCACACAGCUAUCCAUUCCAAGGCAGGAACCUGAGGAUUGGUGGUGGGGAAAAGAGAACCAUUCUUAAGGAAUUAUAUUAAUUUUCUAGCAAACUACCCAAGAUCUUCAAGUUAACCUGUUCUUUGUCCCUUGUGUGGGGUUUUUUUUUGUUGUUGUUGUUUUUUCUUUUUCUUCUUUUUCUCUUGUUUUUUCUUUUUUUAAAGAAAAAGAGAUUAUCAUUUUAGUAACUGACUCCUUAGGUGGUCCUUGUGUUUUGCAAUACAUUCAAACAAUGUCAAAAGAGAUUACAAGUUUCUACCCUUGAAGAAUUUGCUUCAGAUCCAGCAAGCUUAAUAACUACUAGAAGGGGAUUAUGAAUAGGUUACAAAAAAUGUUCACUGUAUCACAUUUUAAUAUUUCUUUUUAACAAAAGUGUGAAGAAGCUUUAUGUAUCUUCAUACAAGUGACAAAAUGUUUGCACUUUAAUUGUGUUCCCACCAGUAUGGGUCUCUUUCUCUUCCUUUUCACGCUAAGAUAAUUGUGUUUGAUAAGUGCUGGAAACCUUUUUAAUGGUUUAAGUUUUCAUCAUUUGCAGAUGCUCACUGGACAUUAAAGAUUCAUUGCACAUAAAUGAAACAAAACUUUUUUCAACUUGUGUAAUUUGCAAGUCUGUACAAUGUGUGCUGAUGCAAGCCUUUUUCAGUUCAAAAGAAUAAAUGUUUACAAACACAAA